Molecule: messenger RNA, 1966 nt
Organism: Panicum virgatum (switchgrass)
Lineage: Eukaryota; Viridiplantae; Streptophyta; Magnoliopsida; Poales; Poaceae
Product: peroxidase 15-like
Exons: 2
Coding region: 1155-1841 (228 amino acids)
Biological process (GO): response to oxidative stress
Molecular function (GO): heme binding; peroxidase activity
Source: RefSeq, a predicted model, not a curated record
CCGCCCGGAGGGAGUGACGGCGCUGCCGUAGGACCUCUCGCUAGUGCGCGCGUUCGCCCAAGGAUGAACGCGCCACCGUCGAGCGGCCUUGCGGUAGUGCUCGAGCCCGAGCGCCUCUGUUCUUUCCCGCACGGCAUCGAGUGACUACCGGCGGUGGGAAACAGCGGCGUGACCAUGUAGGUCCAGCCGGUCCUUUUCUUCAUGCUAGGGUUAGGAUUUCGCCUACUUUGAUUUGAUUCAAAUCGAAUCCAUUCUAUUCUUCUUUUCUGUUCUCCUUCCGAUUUAAGAUUGGAUUGAUUCUGUUCUUGCAAUUAGGGUUAGGGUUUGUCGAACCAAAAACCCUCCUUUUCUUUUGAUUCUCGAACGAAUCCUUUUUGCCAUCUCGAUCUACUCUCUAGAUCGGCUUUGAUACCAUUGUUAAAAAUAUUGGAUCACUAGAAGCAAAUCGAGAGGGGUAAAGGUAGCUUUACAGAGAAGAAAAAACUUUCUGGUAGUAGCCGUCGUUGCCUGUCAUUGCGCCGCGGUUGUCUGUGGCAACGCGGUUGGAGAAGUGGUCGCAGAGGCGUGGCGACAGCUUGGCGGCGAUGGUCGUGGCAGUGGUGAUGCAGUGAAGACCGGUGAUGGUGGUGGUUGACGCAGGGACGUCCAGCGACCCUCGGUGACGUCCAGCGUCGGGGACGCCCUCGCGGUGGCGAGGACGGUGGCGUCAGUGGGCUUCCCGCCGCUGGCAGCCUCUCCCGUAGAUCGGCUAGGGUUUGGAGGUGGGGAAACAGUAGCGGCAGCGAACCUCGUGUCCUGAGCCUCUAAUCCCACCUCCACUUUAUAGGGCUGCGCGACGGGGGCCCACCAGCCUCAUCUUGGGCUGGGCGUCCCCGAUCAGGACGCGAGUCAAGGUUGGCCCAGUCGUUGGACUGGCCCGGUGGAGAUCAAUACUAACACGCUGCUGCUGGACGGCGUGCCGGGGGUGAUCAACUCCGAGAAGGGAGCGCGGCCGAACAACGGCUCAGCGCGCGGUUACGAGGUGGUGGACAAGGUCAAGGCGGCGCUGGAGGACGCCUGCCCCGGCGUCAUCUCCUGCGCCGACAUCCUCGCCAUCGCCGCCGAGAUCUCCGUCGAGCUGGUACUACAUACGGUGGCCCUAAAAACAAUAUUGCAUGAUGUGUGCAUUAUUUCAACAGGAACACGUACGCCUAUCAUCAGGCGUAUGCGGAACAAAUAAAAGAACGGUUUGUCGUGCUGCAAAAUUAGACAAAAAGACCCAUGCGCAUGUGUGCAUUAUUUCCAAACAAUGCACACAUCCAAAGUGGGGCAUCCUGCUGGGAAGACUGGACGGCCGGACGGCCAACUUCACAGGCGCAUCCAACCUGCCAUCGUCCUUCGACAACCUCACCGUACUCGAGAAGAAGUUCAGGGACGUACGCCUUAACACCGUCGACCUGGUCGCCCUCUCAGGGGCCCACACAUUUGGCCGGGCACAAUGUCAGUUCGUCACGGACCGGCUCUACAACUUCAGCGGCACGGGCCGGCCCGACCCGACCCUCAACUCCGGGUACCGGGCUUUCCUUGCCCAAAGGUGCCCACUGAACGGCAAUGGAUCGGUCCUGACCAACCUCGAUCCGACGACACCAGACACCUUCGACAAGAACUACUACACCUACCUUGAGGUGAACCGAGGCCUCCUCGACUCCGAUCAGAUCCUCAAGUCCGCGCCCGAGGCGCAGGGCGUCACGGCACCCAUCGUCGACCAGUUUGCGAGGAGCCAGGAUGCCUUCUUCAAGAGCUUUGCACACCCCUCCAUGGGGGAAAUCCGUUGCAACUGCAGGAAGGUUAACGAUGGCUGAUCGCGUGGGAGACGUGUGAUGAUCAGUUAGUUUCAGUAGUACAAGUCAAGCACCCAGCUCAUUCCUGUAAUAUGCAGCUCAUUACUUACUGAGGGACCGAAACUGGCGAUCAGAGGGGGUGAAUG